Nothobranchius furzeri (turquoise killifish) is the source of this 2310-nucleotide messenger RNA. NCBI's taxonomy places the organism in Eukaryota, Metazoa, Chordata, Actinopteri, Cyprinodontiformes, Nothobranchiidae. The record is from RefSeq and is a predicted model, not a curated record.
CGAUCAUUCUAUCCUACUUACUGAAGUUACCUAGUCUUAAUAAACAGUUAUAUAUUAUUUCUAAUAACAUUUAAUGCUCCAAUAGCGACGUAUUGGGUGCUGUACAGCUGCAUGUUGGGAUAGCUAGAUGUCUAAACAACUGAAGCGUUGGUUGCUUUGUGUUGUGAGUUUGUUAAACUGCAGAAAAUGGUACACUCUUGUUGUGUAAAGGGCUGCCAUGCUAACCUUCACAAGAAGGCAAAAAGGUUAAAUGUAGGCUGGAGUCACGGUAAUCGUAUUUGGCCGUUUAUUUUGAUAGAGAAAUCUUAAGGCUGUUGGUCAUACUGACAGACUGUAAUUACCCCGACGCAUGCAUGUGUGAAGACAUUUUAAACGUUAUGCACAGAGACUGCGGAGGUAACAACAAGAUUCGCAUCUGAGCGUUGUCUCAAACGUGGACACCAUGAUCAGUGCAGCUCGCUAUCAGCACGCUGAGGAGCUGUAGAGAGCAUCUUGGAGCAUGUCUGAUAGCCAGCCAGUCUCUGUUUAAUUCUGCACAGAGACUGAGUCAGACUCCAGAACCAGACCACAGCAGGAUUAGGGUGUCAAAAUGACCAGACCAAAACCUGGAAAACGAUGGAGGAGGACCAGUAAUGAAGAUGGCUCAAAUAAACGACCAAGAAGGAUUUCACAAUUGUCAUCCCUUUUUGCAGCCACUAAUGUUCAUGUGGAGACUGAUGAGCAAUAUUUAAGUAGGGAAGCACAGCAGAAGGGUUUGCCUCCUGGAGGAGACCAAAACACUACACUUGAAAAGGAACCUAUCCAACCACCAGAUAUCCAUGCAGGAUGUGCCCCACUCUCUGAACUAUCAAGUCUCUCACCGAUUGCCAGCACAAAGCGUGGUACAAGAGAUUGUUUCAACUAUUGACUCUGUCAAAGACUGUGAAGAACCAACUUCCACAUCAGUCAUCAGAGAUCCUCCUGAUGACCUAAUAACCGAACUACAUAGCAAUGCUGAGUAUGCUCCAUCUCAUUCAUUUUAGGAAGAUGUGGGGGAUUGGACGUAUGAUGAUGCCAUAGCUGAAUUUUACAUACAUAUGACCAAAGAUGAUAGUUUCUGUGUGGAAAACCAUGAUUUGUGUAGGACUAAACUAUAUGGAGCAUCUAAUAAACUUCAACUGGACACAGUUCACCACUCUGCUUUGGAAAGAUGUGCUGGUCACUGCAUCAAUUCUAAAACAGUAAGGGUCUUUCACAGGGCACAAGUUAAGAGGAAUUAUCUCACAUCAAAACACUAUGGGAAAGGCAAUAGAAGAAACAAUUUCACAGUUGUUUUUUCUAGUGAAGGACAGAUAAAAUAUGGAAAGAUAGAUUUCUUCUUUAUCACGGAACAAUCCUGUGACAAAUGGGUUCUUGUUCAUGAAUUCAAAGAUGCAGGUUUUUCUUUGCUGCAAGAUAGUAGAACGAAUGGUACAUGCAGUCAUGUUGUUCCACUUGUGGAAACUUCUGUCAGAACAGUGGUUCCCUUGGAUUGUAUUUUGGGUAAAGUUGCUUACCUUGACAUCUAUGCCUGUCAUAGUGUUUGUAGCUCAUUUACCAAAUACACUUGAAAGGUUUUAACCAUUAAGACCAAAACUGACCAAUAACAACAUUGACCUCUGUAUUUUUACUGUUCUGUAUAACACAACUUCGCUGUGACUUCUGUAAAAAGCAACCAUUUUCAUUUAUAUGUUUACAUAACUGUUAAUUAAAUUGACAAUGCAAUGUAAAUAUCUAGAAAUUUCAUGAAUUAAAAAAGAUAUCUUGAGCACAUUGUGGCUUAAUGUGCUAUACAGUUUUUAAAUGUUAACUUAAAGCUUAAAACUGUAAUUAACAAGUUAUGACAUGUAAGAAUUCAACAAGUUUUGGAUGGAAGUUGAACAUUAUGUAAAUAUAAACCACAAUUGAAUUGAUAAUGUAUUUUGUCAAGAAAUAAAUGGAUUUAGUGUCAUUUGAGAGCGCAUUUGAUUUUGUUAUGAAACUGAUCUAACUUAGUGACGUCAUGCAUUGCUCACUGAGACAUAACUGAGAUAGGGAUUUGAAGUAAGGAUAUCAUAUUGAGACAUUUUUGAGAGUGCAUUUCAUGUCUCAUUUUUAACUUAUCUGAGAUCAGGAAAAGAGACAGUUGUAAGAGGAUUUUGAGAUUUCAGACAGUGCUCACUGUAAGAUUUAUUUCUCAGGAGAAACAUUUGAGAAGAAUGAGAAAACCACUUCAGUCUCAAUUUGUGCUUAUUUGUAUCUAGGAGAUGUAAAUGUGACAGAAAUGAGAUCUUAUCUUCAAUUUUGCUUUGC